This is a messenger RNA of Suillus bovinus, 4333 nucleotides long. Its product is annotated as MRC1-like domain-containing protein. NCBI's taxonomy places the organism in Eukaryota, Fungi, Basidiomycota, Agaricomycetes, Boletales, Suillaceae. The transcript is spliced from 10 exons. The record is from RefSeq and is a predicted model, not a curated record. The coding region runs from base 42 to 4286 and encodes 1414 amino acids.
GCCGGCAUCAGCGUACACGCUCGUUGACUGCGCACACCAACAUGUCCACCAUGGAUGUAGAUCACAUUUCUCCAACAUCGUCUCCCGUCAAUCCUAUAAAACGCGCUCCAGUCACGUACGGAAGGCGUAGGGACCCCCAGCUUGCAAUACGCGACUCUUCCGUAACACUCACCGACUACAACUCUCCUCGUGUAGAAUCGGAGCCUUUGGGCGGUAAGGCAAGUGAAUCCGCCCAUGAAUUGGCGCUCGAUGCGUUGCAGGGUUCACAAUCCUCUUCAACGACUUGUAUAAAUGAUAAUAACAUGGACGAUGCCAGUCCUAAACAUCAGUUUGGCUGGAGAGCUCAAUUGAAAGCGCUAGACGAAGCCUUCGAUAAUGACCAGGAGCCACUUGCACAGUCUCGGGUUGCUGAGCGGUUGUCUUCGUCGUCACCCGUUCAUCCUCAACCCUUUGUGGAGAAUCAAAUCAUUCACGUAGAUGCCACGCCUCUUUCUCCAGUACCACAAAAUUCCGACGGACUUUCUGAUGGCACACUGUUACCCCCUACGAGCGACCCAUCCGCCUCCCCAAUUGAUGAGUCUCUUGAAGAUUCACCGAUUAUUUCUCGCAAGGUCAGACGCUCGAAGAAUUGUGUCGACUCUGAUUCUGAGCGUGAAGAGUCCAAAAAUUCCUCAUCGGUAUCGCCUGUUCACCAUCCAAUUAACACUCCUCAGCUGCGAUCUCCUCCCACACCUUUGACAUCAGAGUUGGAAAUGCCUUUAACGAGGCCCAAGGCCAACAAAGGCAAGGGGAAGGCACCUGCUCGGGAUGUCCCUCCGCUUCGUUUUGAGAGUGAAUCAGUUUCGACGAGUCCCACGUCAAAGAGGGGUAGCAAAUCUAGGCGGAAGGAUGAAUCGGCACGCCUCAAAAUCAAGGCUCCGACUAAAAAGGACCUGCGUGAAACUGUUCUGGAGAGUUCGCGUAUUACUGCGAGCAAGAAUAUCCAAGUGGCGCGUACUGAGCAAACAAAGUACACCAAGCAUCGGCUUUUUGAGCUGGUCAAGGAUGAAGCCUUGCGUAAGGAGAAACAGGAGCCUGAGCUUCCCUCAGAUCCAAUAUCUAUUUUUUCCUCGCCUUCCGUGCUACCCGCUGCUGAAGCACGGAAAAAAUUUACACAAGGCGCAUCUUCAUUCGGCGCACCUUCACAUUUGCUUGGAUCUUCUACUAUUGUGCGUCCUUGCGUACAAACUCCUCCCAGAAAUCCUCCGCGGCGUGCGACUUCCCAGCCGCGGUCAGUGGCAUCCGAUAGCUCUGACGAACAGAUGCCGAAUCUUACCAACAUGUUGAGGCAAGAGCAUGCCAAACGAAAGGAAGUUGAUGACAAACGUGCUCUCGCAGAGUUAAAGCAGCGAGCCAUUCAAGACGCAGCUAGGCGGUUAUCUAGGGCCGAAGAUAGCGACGAUGAUCUGGAGAUUGUUGAUAACAACAUGCAUGUAACAGCCCAAGAAGAGGCAGCGAAACGCAAAACUGACAAGCUGCAACAUAUUACUCCUUCGAAGGGGAAGGCGAGACAACUUGCGUUGAGCCGGAAAUCUAUACCAGGACCGUCCGGCUCCCGUGCGAAGCCUUUUGCACAAGCCAACAUGUCCGAGUACCUCAGACAAUCCGCGAUGUCGUCAUUCGAUCAGAAGGGAAGGGGAAAGGGCGCUAAGGUCCCACUCACCGCACAGCAAUUAAACAAAGCGCUCAUACAAAAAGCUGAGGCUAGCAAGCUUGCGACAAUUCAGCAGCGAGAAGAGGACUGGAAACAAAGAGGAGGCAGGGUAUUAGAAGAGCCUGCAGAAGCUGCGGGGAACACGUCAUUCAGAGACAGGCUUGAUGUAUAUGUGCAGAAGGGGCUUCAAGUAGCAGAGCGCGACGACUUUACUGUUGGCGACAUGGAAGUAGACGACACGGACGAGGACGACACAGAUUAUGCUCCAGAGCAAGCGAGUGAUCGGGAAAACCAACCAGGUCUCGAUGUCGAUGAUGUUGCAAGCCAACAGACGGACGUUGAAGAUGAGGAGCACCAAGUGCAUAGGCGCGGUAUUCGUCGCCCUCUAAUAGUGGCUUCCGACGAUGAGGAUGAUGCUCCUAGAAUUCUUGUGCCCAAUUCCUCCAUCCAAGACUUGGCCUCCGACGCCAUAGUGACACGUCAUUCGGAAUCGGACCAAACGGAGGACGAGAAUGACAAGGAGAACAGUCAAACGUUGAUGUACGACAAAAGCGAGGAUAAGGAAAACAAGGCUGUUGUUCGACACUCGCAUUCAUUGGCGAGACCUCCCUUAUGUAGUAGACCAGGGUCGCUUCUUGACGUCGAAGAUGUUGUUCACAUGAUAUCAUCGCCCUCAACAUCGUUGGGAGGUAUCGGCGGCCCCUCUGGUUCUCCCGAACAAAAUUUGCCGCGUUCGCCAUUGAGGGAGAUUGCUCAAGAUGACUCGGGUUCCCCAAGCUCAAAGUCCCCGUUUACCACCAGACUCCGCCAAUCUACGUCAAAGUAUACGACAUCCCUACCAGGAGAAUCGUUUUCCGACAUUGAGGACGAGGAGAACAUGGUUAAGGAUUUCGAACCCCGCACACUACUACCUUCCUUUUCUGAAACUUUCAGCAAGAGCAAUCCUGCGUCCUUUGUACCUCGGGAUCCUCUUGUAAAUGGAGGAGGUUUUUCGCAAUUUUUCUCAGAUGAAAAGGAUGAAGAGCCCAGCUUCAAGAACGGGAACUGCAAUGAGCUCGCUUUGUCGCUUGAUAUUGGACUGGAGCCCGCACUAGAAGUCAGCAGUACUCUGCGCAGGAGGGCUGACAAUAUUUUUGAAAAAGAACAGGAGUAUGUUAUAGAGAUCGCAAAUGACGAUCAGAAUCAGGAAAAUAAUGACCCUGAAUGGUACAUCCGAGAGAACGGGUUCUUGACGCAGACAUCGGAACCUAAUGCUGAACAAUAUCGCGUCAAGUCUUUGCGGAGGUCGCCGCUUCUGGCAUCUCAAACAUUGUUGGGUGAUUUAAUUCCGUCGUCGUGUGAGCGUGCUCCACUCCAAACGUUGUCCUUCGAGGCAAGGCAAGAAUCACCAGAUGUACAACCUCUUCUUUACCGAUUAAGGCGGCGCAGUAGCUCGCCAUUGGAGAGGAAAUCCGCCAUACAAGAUGACGGCUCUCUUCUACCCCCUCUACUUAUUUCUCAGCUGCCCAAGAGAAAUGCAUUUGAUGUCUUGGGAGGGCAUCCGACAUCCAAUGCGCUCAAACCAAAGCUGGACAAGUCUGAAUUCAUUGCUGCGGAGGCUGAGGAAUCAGAUGAGGACGAAUUAAUUGGCUUUGGACCUAUCCAUAAAGACGACGACGAAGAGGCAGAGGAUGAUGAUGAUGAGAAAAUUUUGGAGGGUCUUGUCGAUGAUGCAGCCAUGGACAUCGAGACAGAAAGGGUCGAUUUGGUCCAGGAGAAGUUCAGAGAGCACGAGGAGGAAGAUGACAAGAAGUUGGAGAAGCUUCACCAGGAUGCCAUCGAUGGCAAAUUUAGAAUGAAGCGUCGCGACCGUGGGAUCGGUUUCGAAGAGGAUAGCGACGAGGAGGAGGACGAGAAUAACAGGCGAAUACGACGGAGUAUGAACAAGAAACGCAAGAUUGAUGGUGAUACUCUCGAAGACCUAGGUCGAAACCAAGAAACAAAAGCAUUCUACGACGCAUAUCAGCAUGAGUUGAUUGAUGACGACUCUGAGUUUGCCCAUUUGCAGACAGAUACACAAAUGGUUAGCGAAGAUGAAGAUGAAGAUGAGGAGACGAGGAAUGUGGUGCUGACUGAAGAUCUGAAUGCCGAGCUCAGGGAAGCGGCCAGGAAUAGAGAAGAAACUUCUGAAACUCUAGAUCUGGAGGACACAUCAUGGAUCGACAGGGCGGACGAGGAUAACGAUAGCCAUGUUCCUGUCAAAGUAAUGGCAGAGCACUACAACAAUGGACCUGCAAAACGACCCGCACUGUCCCACGUAGACUUUGGUCCGGAGCGCCCGAAUCGGAUAUUGGAGAAUGACCAAGAGAAAACAAAACUGCGUUCAUGGGCAAGAGGUCAAGGCUGCGGAAAGCAGGGGACUGGUCGGUCUGUUGUUGGUGCAGCCAUUACAGGACACGCCAAGACCAACGUCAAGACAGGCGGCGGUUCCUUGAGAACAAGUCAGUCGGCCACUGGAAGCAGUUCUGUCUCAAACGCACCUGCUCCUCGUAAACUGGAGAAGGGGCGAAGUAUACUCUCCAGUGUGUCCGAUAGGAGUAGUCGAUUUGCAUAGUAUCUGCGUAGUAUCUAUUAGCAUCUUGAUUCACGUUCGAUCUUACG